AUGUCGGGGGGUGUGCAGGGGGGCGUCGGCCCCUGGCCCUCCUCAGACCCCGUCUUUCUGAUCGCUGCGGCUCCGCCAGCUGUCCCUGCUGCAGACCGCUGGGUUUUCCCAGGCGCCGCGCUGGCCACCGAGGGCUCCUCGGUUCCUGGCCCUGGGCUCACCCUCAUCUGGCCCUUUGCGACGGAGUUCCCCACGUGGCCGGCUGGAGCCCCGCGCUGGGGGCAGCGGCCACGGGAGGAGGGGACUGGAUGCCAGGUGAGCCAGCGUCCCCAAAGUGGAAAUCUCAGAAAUCUGUUUUCUUCCUCUGAUGGCUGGGAAUGCACAGUGCUCUGGAGCGGACCCUGCCCGUCCGGGGCCUGCAGCUCUCCCCGCAGCCCGGCCGAGCCCAGCUACGCAGAGCAAGGAAGCUGCACCGUGACACCCCGUCCCACACGAUGGGAAGGGCCGUGGGAGCCGCUUCUAACUUUCUGCCCCCGGGGGCCCACGAACCACAGUUGGAAAGGGGCACAUUUCAGCCACAGUUUCUUUGGUUUGUAUCGAGAUCACCCUCAGCUCUUUUCCAAGAAAUAUGGAGCCUAUUUGGUCCACUCCAGAGAUUUUAUUUCCGCACAAGACAGACCAAGAGCCCGGAAUGUUGGAGCCUUCACGGAUUUUGUGCAGAAAGCCAAGCUUCAGAAAGUUCAAGGCCAGCCACGCCAGGACUCUCAUUUUCCGUCUUCCGGUUCCCCCACCCUUGUCACGGGGACAGGCCUAAGGCCCUGGAAGCAGGCGUCCCUGGGGGCAUCUCUGCGCUGCUGCACGGCCCGGCCCGGCCCGCCCCCUCUGGAUCGCCUGUCAGCCUGGGUAUUUCGGAGGAAUAGCAGCCAGCUGUGCGGUAGAAGCCCCCUGAGGGUGGGCGGGUCGGGAGCUCUGUCAGGAUUGGACUCAGGGACGCAUUUUUGGCUGGAGAACCAGGAUGCCCUCGCACUGUGUUGUCCCUGUGCUGGAUUCACCCGUUUCUCCGAGGACCUGGUUCUUUCGUGAGGUUCUUUCGUGAGGUUCUGGGAAUCGGGAUGUCCAGCCGGGGACCCGUGUCGCUCCAAUCCAGGCCUUCAGCGCUGCCCACCCGGACGGGCUCCGGCUCCGCAGGGUCACAGCCGUGCUGCAGGGGACACCCGUGUGCCCCACCUGCUGUGGGCCGGAGCCUCGGGGUCAUCGCAGGAGUGGAAGCGCUGGGUCCAGGCCUCCGCGGAUCUUCUUCUCCCGGCUGACACCAGGGGGCUCAGGUCUGCGUGGCUUGGCCCCCUGCCCUGCCGGGCCCGAGCAGACGCUGGGGUCCCGGCACCGCCCCUCCCGUCUCUUCCGACCAUGUGGCUACUCGUGCUUGCCAGCUGUGUCGCCGGUGCAGGCUCAUCGUGAGGGCUCCCUGUUCCCAUUGAUCUGUUUGCGGUGUGGGGGGUCCCUCUUCUUCCUGAUGAUUCUGUGCCUCUUGAAGCCCGGUUGCCCGUCGAGCACCUCGGAGUCGGUGUCUCCCCAGCCGUCACCUCCAGGCUCUCUGCGCCUCUGCAGGUCACGCAGGGGAGGGUCUCGUGAGAGCGCGUUCUCCAGCUCAACAGCCGCGGUUCUGUUUAGUCUGAUGCAUCUAAUGUAACUACUCAUCUGGGUGGACGCAGGCCUGAUCUGCUCUUGUUCAUCGUGCCCAUGCCUCUUCUGAGUCGGUCCGUUGUUCUCAUGCUCCAUUGUAAUUUCUCCUUUUUAACUGUGCGCUCAGCUUUCAGGGGCUGCUCUGGGAAUCACGUUCUUCAUCCUUAGCCCGUCAGUCCAGGUUAUUCCGUAUCGUGUGACGUGAGAGCGUUGAUUGUCCUCCAGUUUCUAUAACGUGUAUUGAUUGAAGUUUCCACUUUGCUCUUGUUGCAAUUUCACCAUUUAUAUUUUCAAAAAAUGUCUUUCAUCUACACUUCAUAAUUAUUAAUGCAUGCUUUUUAAAAAUAUACUUUAUUUUGGCAAACCUCUUAAUGUCUAGUUGUUUUGGUUGGUUCUAUAGUUUAUUUGUAUCUCCUCAAGAUUUGUUUAUAUCACUCAUCUUUCCAAGCAGUAGGGGUUUUUGGUUAUUCUUUUUUUUUUCCAAUAAGCUAUUUAUUUGUCCUUAUAUUUAUGUCCUUCCUUCUUGUUACUUUAGUUUUCCUCUUUGUAAAUUUUUAUAUUGAAUAUUGUUUUCCUUUAAGUAUUGCUUUAACUUUGUCCCACAAAUUCUGACAUUUUUGUUUUCAUUUUCAUUCAGUUCUAAAUAUUUCUUAACCCCCUUCUGAUUUACUUUUAAAUGCAAGCGUUAUUUAGUAAUGUUAUUUUCUUUCCAAAAAUGUGGUAUUUAGAAAAAAAAGUCUAUCGUUUUGGUAUUUGUUUGGAAAUGUAUUGUCCUGUUCUAGAAAGAACAUGACCACUUUGUUACUUUGGAAUUUAUUGUGUUUCCUU
This is a messenger RNA of Delphinapterus leucas (beluga whale), 2451 nucleotides long. NCBI's taxonomy places the organism in Eukaryota, Metazoa, Chordata, Mammalia, Artiodactyla, Monodontidae. The record is from RefSeq and is a predicted model, not a curated record.